AUGGCAGAAGAAGCUCAAGAGGACGAACGAAUUGCUCUACAAGCUAUAUUUGAAGAUCUUCUCGUCUGGGACCGAACUGAUUCUGGCGUGUAUGGGACACUAUCAGUCCCUCCAUCUCUGGACUCGCCGAUUUCUCUGUCUAUGCCCAACGUAGACGGCGAAACUGACCCCAAUCGUUUAUUUGAACUCGCCCAUUUGCCACCUAUCUUAAUUAGAUUCCGUUUGACCAGUAAAUAUCCCUCUAGUUCUCCACCAUCGUUUGCCGUUGACGCACCGUAUUUAAGCAGACUGCAGCGGCAGAAACUACAUAGAUAUCUUUUAAAUGCUUGGGAGGAGAUCCACGAUGUCUGUUUAUUCGAGUGGGCUGACUUUUGCCAAACGAGAGCUCUAGAUUACCUCAAUCUCUUGUCUCCUCCGAACAGUAACUCAACGAAUAGACUGCUGCUAAUAGGACACGACGAAACCGUAAAACCAGAAACACGGUUAGAUCUAUGUAAUCUUCUCUUGGCAUACGACAGGAAUAAAGCAGCAGCAGAAUUCGAAGCUCUAGAUUUCGAUUGUGGAAUCUGUUUCUCUCCACAUCGUGGAUCAGAAUCCAUGAGAUUCAAUCCGUGUAAACACGUAUUUUGUAGACCAUGUCUCUACUCGUAUUUCGAGCUCUUGAUUCGGGAAGGGGAUGUGGACCAAGUCGGAUGUCCUGACGCGAAAUGUAAAAGAGAGGCAGCAUUACAACGGAAUCGGCAAGGGACGUCAGAAGGACGAUCUCUAGAUGUGCUUACGACUAUACCUGUGCCACAAGCCGAUAUGUUAUCCAUAGUAGGCAAAGAGCUGUUUGAACGGUAUCUAGAGUUUCUCAAAAAGAAAUUGCUUGAUGGUAGGAGUGACGUGGCGUAUUGCCCGCGACCUGACUGUCAAGCUCCCACCAUCAUUACAAAUAAAGACGAUAAGCUUGUGGUAUGCACGGCUUGUGGAUUUGCUUACUGCCACGUCUGUAGUUCGGUGUGGCAUGGAUAUGCAUCGUACUGUAAAAGUAAUUUCAAAUUGGAGGAGUUGGUGAAUCAGUAUAAUCAGGCCUCAGAAGCGGACAAACGAAGAUUGGAAUUCAAGUAUGGUAAAAAGACAUUGGAACGAGCGGUUAAAGAAUGGGAUGAAGAGCAUGAAAGUCUGUUGUACUUGAAGGAAAACACUCAAAGAUGCCCUACAUGCAAUGCUGCUGUAGAACGCUCUGAGGGUUGUUGUCAUAUGACGUGCAAGUUUUGCAACUCGCACUUCUGCUACCUUUGCGGGCAAUUUUUGCUCGCUACCAAUCCUUAUGGGCACUUCAAUGACCGAAAAUCCAAAUGCUUUGGAAAGCUGUUUGAAGGGGAGGGGGCAGACGCGCUAGAGGAGUGGGAAGUCGAGGAGGGAGAAGGGCGCUGGUAA
Molecule: messenger RNA, 1422 nt
Organism: Synchytrium microbalum
Lineage: Eukaryota; Fungi; Chytridiomycota; Chytridiomycetes; Synchytriales; Synchytriaceae
Exons: 5
Coding region: 1-1422 (473 amino acids)
Biological process (GO): positive regulation of proteasomal ubiquitin-dependent protein catabolic process; ubiquitin-dependent protein catabolic process; protein polyubiquitination
Cellular component (GO): ubiquitin ligase complex; cytoplasm
Molecular function (GO): ubiquitin protein ligase activity; zinc ion binding; ubiquitin conjugating enzyme binding
Source: RefSeq, a predicted model, not a curated record